Petromyzon marinus (sea lamprey) is the source of this 6153-nucleotide messenger RNA. Lineage: Eukaryota; Metazoa; Chordata; Hyperoartia; Petromyzontiformes; Petromyzontidae. The record is from RefSeq and is a predicted model, not a curated record.
AUGACGAAGCCUCAAGCAUCAUCGAAGUCCUCAAAGCCGCCAGAGAAAGGAGAGGCGGGAGCUGUUGAAUGGAAAUGCGAGUGCCCGUGCGGGGACGAACGCAGGGACGUGCAGAGGAAAGCACAAUCAGAAGAAGUGGAGCCCCAAAACGAAUGCGAGAAAUCCUGGGACAGGUUCAACAUUCGCCCAGACAUCGAUGAGGAGGAGUCCUCGACUCGGGGUCUUCGGGUCCUCAGGUUUAUCCUCCUGACGCUGCUCUUCCUUGCCGUAUUCGGAACGGCGGUGCUCAGCAAGCUGAGCCUGGUGUACUUGGCCGAGAUGAAAAGGGUCGCCAGGCAGGCCGGCGAGCUCGACCAGAACCAGUUCUAUUCCUGGGUCCUCGCCUUCGUUCUCGUCAUCCCCAACAUCUUUAGCUCCAUCCGCUGCGGCCUCCGGCUCGCCUUUAAGAACUCCGAUGUCUCCAAUCGGAAGAUGAUCGCUCUGAACUGCCUGCUAGAAGGCUUCAUCGGACUCGGCGCGGCGCUCAUGGCCAUCGUCGUCCUCCCGGCGGAGUCGGCGAACCUUCUCAGCAGCAUCCUCCUCCUCAAUGGUGUCACCCUGGUGCCGAGCGCGCUGCAGUUCGCCGGCAGGUGGACGGGACGCAGGAAGCCGCCCCGGACGUCCAAGCUCCUGAGUCUGGCCUCCCUCUGCUGCUGUCUCGUCGCCUUCGCCCUGUCGGUCGCCAAGGCGGUGUUGGUGGCGCCCGACGACGGCUCCACGGAGGAAAGGUUCGCUCAUCUGGCGCUGCUGCUGCUGAGCCUGCUCCUCGUGUCCCUGUCGUGGUGGGAGAACUUCCUGCCGGCCGGCUGGCUCCAGGGAUUCCGCGACGCCGUCGGCGAAUCGCGGAACCUCGCCGAGUUCUAUGGCUCGCUUGUGCGCACGCUCAUCAUCGUGGCGGUCGUGCUGCUGGGCGCGGGCGUCGAGGGCGAGUGGAGGAGCUUCAGCGCCAUCGCCGGCAUUGCGGAACACCGCGAGAGCAUGACGCUCGCCCUGGCUCUGCUGGGCGUGCAGACGGGCGCCUCCAUCCUCUGCAAGUGGCUCGCGAACGCCGCCUGCAAGAUCCGCCAGCAGGGGAGCUGCUUUGCCGCGCCGCUCUGCCUCGCCACGCCCGCCGCCCUGGCGGUCGUCUUCGCCCUCCACCUCGCGCUCGACGCCUCGGGCGACUCUCGCUACGACUGCGAGUCGGUCCGACGGUGGAACGGCUCCGAGCGGACGACGCCCGCAACCGCCUCACUCUUCUACGACCGCACGGCCGCCGCCGUCUGCUCGUUCGUAGGCGCCGGCGAGGACUCCGCAGUGGACGCCGUGGCCACGUUCGGCGCCGGGGCUCUGUGGUUCGCGGCGCUGCUGCUGGCGGCGGCGCCCGCGUUGCGCCCAGAUGACGCGACGCGCAUGGAGCGCACACGCGAGCUCUUUGUGCGCCGCACCCCGCAGCCUGCGUGUCUCGUCGCGGGGCUGCUGCUCAACCGGCGGCAGCAGCAGCAGGAGGAGGAGGAGGUGGUGGUGCUGGAGGAGAGGAGCAACCACAAGCAAGAGAGGGUGAAGAUCUACUUGUGCGCAACCAUGUGGCACGAGACCAAGGAGGAGAUGACGAAGAUCAUCUCGUCCAUCCUGAGGCUGGACAGGAGUCAGCCGAAGGAUCUCAAUGUCGGUUCCCACGGCGGAGGGAAGAAGAAGAAUGAGAAAAAGGAUGAAAUGAAGGAGGAAAAGAAGAUGGAGAAGAAGGAGAAUAAGAGGGAGAAAGAACAGGGGAAGGAGGAGCAAGAUGGGAAGAAGGAGGAGGAGAAGAAGAAAAUGAAAGAAGAGAAGAAGAAAGAGAACGAGGGAAAGAAGCAGAAGAAGGAGGAAAUGGAGGAGGAAGAGAAGGGGGAGAAGGAGACUAAACAUAAGAAGGAGGAGAAGAAGGAGUAUAAUAAAGAGAAGGAGGAGAAGACGUUUAAGCGGGAACCGUACGACUUCUCUGCUCACAUCUACUUCGACGACGCCUUCGAAAGGAAGGGAGAUCGCAUGGUGCUCAACCAGUUCGUGACCAGCCUCACGGACGUCAUCGCCGAAGUGUGCCGGUAUUUUGAGAAAAACUCGCAGAAUUCACAAGAGGCGCCCUCAAUGGAGAGGACUCAGACGCCGUACGGAGCGCGACUCUCCUACAAACUCCCGCACGGCAACUCGCUGUGCGUGCACCUCAAGGACAAGGAGAUGAUCCGCCACCGCAAGCGCUGGUCCCAGGUGAUGUACUUGUACUACCUACUUGGCUGGAAGAUCUACCGCAAGAUCCACACAGUUAAUAAAGAUGAACAAGAGGAAUGGGUAGAGAGGAAGAAGCGCAACACCUACGUGCUGGCCUUAGAUGGAGACACGGACUUCUACCCCUCGGCGCUCUCCAUGCUGGUCGACCGACUCAGGAGGGACCCCACCGUUGGCGCCGCCUGCGGGAGAAUUCACCCGACGGGCGUGGGGCCGCUCGUCUGGUACCAGAAGUUCGAGUAUGCGGUAGGCCACUGGCUGCAGAAGACGGCCGAGCACGUGCUGGGCUGCGUUCUCUGCAGCCCUGGCUGCUUCAGCCUCUUCCGAGCCAAGGCCAUCAUGGAUGACAACGUCCUCAAGACCUACACCACAGUGGCCACUGAGGCCCUGCAGUACAUCCAGUAUGACCAGGGCGAGGACCGCUGGCUGUGCACGCUGAUGCUGCAGCAGGGCUGGCGCGUCGAGUAUUGCGCCGGAUCGGACGCCUACACCAACGCCCCACAGGAAUUCAAGGAGUUCUUCAACCAGCGGAGGCGUUGGGGCCCCUCCACGAUGGCUAACACCUUCAGCAUCCUGGAAAAUGGCGUCCGCACGGCCACGAAGAACCCGUCCAUCUCUCGGCUCUACAUUGUCUAUCAGAUCAUCUACAUGGCCACCUCUAUCAUGGGUCCGGCCACCGUCUGUCUCAUGAUUGCAGGUUGCUUCACUUUCGUUUUCAAAAUGGACCAAAACUGGGCACUCCUCAUCGCCAUCGUUCCGCCCGCUCUGUACAUCGCCGUCUGCUUCAAAACGAAGCCCGACACGCAGAUCAAGGUGGCCAUGGUGCUCACCGUGGUCUACAUGUUCCUCAUGACGGGCACGCUGCUCGCUAUGGUCGGCGACAUUGUCAAGAAUGGUAUCCUCACGCCCAGCGGCAUCUUCUUCAUCACUCUCGUGGGCAUCCAUCUCAUCGCCGCGGCGCUGCACCCGCGCGAGUUCUUCUGCAUCGUGCACGGAUUCUUGUACCUCAUCUGCAUUCCCACGGGAUACCUACUGCUGCUCAUCUACUCAUUGGUCAACAUGUACAACGUAUCAUGGGGCACGCGUGAGACCAAGGCGCCUUCUGAGCCCUCCCCCAAGGAGAAGAAGAAACGCAAGCAUAUUUGCAAUGGCACGAAAUGCUGUGUGCUGCCACUCGAGUGGGACUGCUUCCAGUGGAGGAUCAGCGUCUAUCCAAAGAAAUACUCGGCGCUGAGUCAGGAGAAUGACAGUUCAAGCCGAGUGGAGUCGUGUGCGGUGGAACUCGACGGAGAGAUGAUGCUGCGUCCACUUGAGGCGAGACAACAGGACACCACGAGCACUCAGACGGAGCAUCCAGAAGGAACAUAUAGUGAGGCGAGGCCAGAGGACAUCACGAACACUCAGACAGAUCAUCCAGAAGGAGUACAGAGUGAGGAGAGACGACAGGGCAUCGCGAGCACUCAGACGGAGCAUCCAGUAGGAGCAGAGAUCGAGGCGAGAGGAGAGGACAUCACAAACACUCAGAUGGAGCAUCCAGAAGGAGCAGAGACGAUACAAGAGGAUAUUGCGAGCACUCAGACAGAGCAUACAGAAGGAACAGAGAGUGAGGCGAGACGAGAGGACAUCAAGAGCACUCAAACGGAGCAUCCAGAAGGAGCAGAGAUCGAAAGUCGACCUCCAGAGGAAUCAGACUCAGACCUUGCCCUCCAUGCCAAAGGGAGCCAUGACCUCGUGUGGCAGCGCCACCAGAAAAUGCAGGUCAUGUUUGAGAACGUCCUGCCUCAGGGUUACGCCAUCACGCAGAGGUGCAGUCUCGAUCAGGAGGAAGACGAGUUCUGGAAGAGCAUGAUCAGUGACUACCUCAAGCCUCUGGAGGAAGACGACGAUCACAGGAAGCGCGUGAAGCAGGAACUCUUCGAGAUAAGAAACAAGGGCACCUUCGUCUACUUCAUGAUCAAUGCACUGUGGCUGGUGGCGACCCUGGCACUGCAGUUCGUGGGAGCCGACCUCUACAUCCAGAUCCCGAGCACGAAGAACGAGGGGACAGUCAUCGACGUGCCGCCCCUCGCCUUCAUGUUCCUCAUCACCUUCGCCAGCAUGCUCAUCGUCCAGUUCCUGGCCAUGCUGUACCACAGGUUGUUCACGCUGCUGCACGUGCUUUCCUACGUGGAGUCGUCGUCGUCAUGCCAGCAGUCAAGGAGCAGUGCUGUUGGCCGAGACAAUAAAGCAUUUGUCAAUGAUGGAGACGACAAUGACGCUCAGCAGUGCCAUCUCAGAGAGAUUGUCUAACAGAUCCCUGGACGCCCUCCUCACACGUCGCACGUGGAUCCCCUCCCUGCAUGCAACACAUGGACCCCUUCCACUCACGGCGCACCUGGACCCCCUCCUCGCACGCUGCACGGGGACCCCCUAUUCGCACGCCGUAUGUGGACCCAUGCGCGUUGUGGUUUAUCAAUGAUGGUGCGGUCAGUAAAGGUGCAGCCCUGCAAGAUGCUUCCCUUGUUGCCACCACCAGCAGAAGGGCCUCUUGCUACACGGAUUUCUAGAGAGCCCGUCUCGAGUGGUGUAUUUGGCCUACUCUUCCAUGCUGGCCAGAUGUCUUGGAAGAGGUGGGAGUUACUCACGCUUUACCCCAACACCGCACGCGACCUGCCAAUCGAUCAACUGUGCUGUAUCCAUUUACGCAGCUGGGUGGACAGAGGCAGUGAGAUUUAAGAAGCUUGCAGCGUCGCUCCAAAUGCCAGGCCUAAGGAUCGACCUCUAGAUCGCAAGUGUGGUGAUGUGUUAAUUGCAGCAGGGCAGCCUCUCAUUACAAUGGAAUGCAGUCAAAAGGGCUGCUGUACAACAACGGUGGACAUCACUUGUGAUAUCAUCGGCUAAAGUAAAUGUAUGAGCUUUGAAGCUGCUCCUGGCCACGGACAGAGAAGUCGCUUCUAUGUAGCAGUGGUCAGAUGAAGGAAACGCUGUUAUUUGUAUGUCGAAUUUAUUUUGCACUGCACUUAGCCAACCAUGCUAUCGGGGAUGUAAAAAAACCCACACCUAGACUGCGCCGUUAACCAUAGCAGUUUAUCAAAUCACUUUGUAUGCCUGAUUAAUUGAGGGCGAGCAACCCACAUGGAAAACCUUGGUUUUUAGAAAGGUUUCUCUACCAAAACACAGAAAACGAUUCACCGUAUAGCUUUGACUCAUGGAGCACCAAGUCAAACUGCAUUACCGCACCAGGUUCUCAUUUGAGGCCGAGUCGACCUAGGGGAGACCCAGAACAGGUUCAGAUAAUCUCCACUAUUGUUGGUGGCCAUGAGUGGGAGUCGAACUAGCGUCCCAAGGUUCAAAUACUUGUGCAGGGCUCGGAAGAUAAGUUUUCUUCCAUGUUCAUUGAUGGACAGAUAUAUAUGCCUACAUAUUUAUAGAUAUUUAUAAUGGUGUUUAUUUACAGAUAUGAAGCUUUACAUUGAGACUAUGGAUAAAUAAAACAAGACGCAGAAAGGGACAUUUCAUCAACAAUGCCAUCUAUUCAGAGCAACACUUUCAGAGAGUUUCCAAAAUAUUUUAUUGGAGAUGUGAAUGCAUCAUUUUAAUGUUAAGGCAAUGAUUCGCUGCUAAUUACCGCUGAAAGAUGUUCUCUGCCUCGCCCGGUACACAGGAGGCCAUUGGUUCAAUGCUGGACUCUGGCGGUGCAUUCUUUUAUACUUGGUGGUCGGAGCUUGGGUAUUUAUCUGGGUUCCUUGGUUCAGAUGAUUAGGCUGCUGCUAUAAAUUUCCACGUGUGGUAAUAUCGGCCACUGCGAUCAUGAGCAAUCAUCACGUGUGACCAGGUCGCCUAUGAACAAGCGCUAAGAGCACAGUAGUUUAACUGGUAAAUAAAACUGAA